AUGCAAUUUAAUUCCUUCGUUUUAUUCUUAGCUCUCAGCAGCACUGUAUUCUCAGCUCCAACAGGAAAGGGUCUCGGGGCUGUUAUUGAAGGAGAUGGUGAAGGCUCCAUUGGAGGAGCAAAUGGUGAGGGUGCCAUUACAGGAGAAGCUGCCAAGCCAUUUGUUGGAACAGAGACAGCCAAACCCACUAUUGGAGGAGAGGACAACGAGGCCACUACUGAAGGAGAAGAAGAUAAAGUCGUUAAUGUAUUAGGUGAAUCUAAAGCUGCUGUCGGAGGAGGAGGCGCCAAAGCAUUUCCCGGCGCACCAGCAAAAAAACCAACUCCCCAGAGUGUUAGUGUAGCAGCCAAAAGCUUCGCUAAUGAUGCAAACACGGUAUCUAAUGCAUUAAAUCAACUGCCUGGAAUGACAGACAGAAACAGCAUCAUUGCCAUGUCGAAAAAAGCUUACUUUGCUGAACUAGAUGAGGACAAACACCGAGACGUCCUUGCUAGAGCUGCAGGCUCUGAUGGACAGGUAUCCAAUGGCAAGAUAAUGAAAUUUACUCCAGCGGUAUUGGAUGGACUGAAAGAGAUGUACACCAGUGGAACGCCUGCAAAAGUCAAUCAAAAUAUUCCAGCGAUUCAAAGAGCAAGAAAUCCAAACAUUUUACCUAGUAUCACACAAUUAUCCAAUGCGGCUCUAAAAAAAAUGAACCUUCCUGCCGACCAGCAAAACUUCCCACCUACUGGCCAGAAAGGUAAAUAA
Blumeria graminis f. sp. triticale is the source of this 747-nucleotide messenger RNA. NCBI's taxonomy places the organism in Eukaryota, Fungi, Ascomycota, Leotiomycetes, Helotiales, Erysiphaceae. The record is from the annotation of a GenBank genome assembly.